ACUUUCCAGGCAUUUUGCGUAUUCUGAUGUGUCUGGCUUCACAUUUCCACGCGCGCUGUAAUGACCUUCUGCUGACUAAAUCUACGUUUUAUUUUAGGACGUUAUGAUAUGAAAUCAAGGUAAAAUGUUGGCCAGGAUAAUCGGACGUCACAUCCUUAGUAACUUUGGGGUGUCCAGUAAGUUUGCCUGUUUAGGGCAGCGGACCACUCAUUGUUCAGCACUGUUUACUAGAGGUUUAUAUGGACAGUUGCCCCCAAGACAUGUUGCUGGUUCUAUUCUGGGAGCCCAGUCAUUUCACUGGUCUGGUCAGAGACUGAAGAAACGGCCUCAGGAAGAGAGUCCACCAAGAGAACUUGAUUUGCUUCGUUAUGACAUGAGAGACCUAAAGAAAGCUCCAAAGCCGGCCCUCUAUCUCGGAUUAUCUGGUCUUAUACCUUUUGUAUCCGCUCCUCUACUUAUGGCUGUCACAGAACUGUAUCUUCCCGAAGUCGCAUUUGCUCAAGUUGCAUACGGAGCGUCCAUUGUUUCCUUUCUUGGUGGGGUACGCUGGGGUUUCGCCCUGCCUGCCGGGAGUCCAGCAAAACCUGACUGGCUCAAUUUAGCCAACAGCGUGGUUCCCUCUUUGAUUGCUUGGACAGCACUCCUUUUUUGCCAUGACAUUACACAGUCUGCUGUGCUUGUGAUAAUGGGGCUUGGGAUAGCAUUGCAUUAUGACUUGUCCCUCCUGCCCACAUACCCCAGCUGGUUUAAAGCACUGAGGACAAUCCUCACAACUGUAGCCUUUUUCUCCUUGAUAGGCACUGUUGUCAUUAAGCAGUUUUAUCCUGAGAAGAAGUAUUUCACUGAUAAAUGAUUUAUGCAUAUUUGUAAUGUCAAUCCAUUGAUAUUAAAUAUGUUAAAAGUUUCAUCACUGAUAAUGUGUUAAACCAUAUUCUACACCAUGAUGAUUCUGAAUCUUUCUCGGUUUUCAUUUCUGACUCAAUUCUCUUCCUUUUUAUAAAAUAUCCAUUUGGCUUCCUAUUGUUGACGGUUAUCGGCCAAACGGAUAUUAAAUUGCAGUAGUGAAUUCAAAUGACUAUAGACCGAUUUUCCUGACUUUUAAUAUAACUUCACAUACUGCAUCAGUUAGAUUGUGAGAAGUCAAAUAUAAAUACUGUGGAAUAAAAAGAGAAAUGCGUACUUACCACAGUGUUUGAUAUUCUAAGUGAUAUUGAACAAAAAGCAGUGCAAAUGCUAAAAGGUUCGAAAUGGAAAAACUAUUGUAUUGAACAAGUAAACUUUCAGUUCCCAACAUUA
This is a messenger RNA of Ctenopharyngodon idella (grass carp), 1296 nucleotides long. It is a transcript of the gene tmem69, whose product is annotated as transmembrane protein 69. The record is from RefSeq and is a predicted model, not a curated record. The transcript is spliced from 3 exons. Lineage: Eukaryota; Metazoa; Chordata; Actinopteri; Cypriniformes; Xenocyprididae. Bases 125 to 853 code for a protein of 242 amino acids.